Hyposmocoma kahamanoa is the source of this 1591-nucleotide messenger RNA. RefSeq lists its product as uncharacterized. Gene Ontology annotation, cellular component: mitochondrion. The transcript has 6 exons. The record is from RefSeq and is a predicted model, not a curated record. Lineage: Eukaryota; Metazoa; Arthropoda; Insecta; Lepidoptera; Cosmopterigidae. Bases 1 to 867 code for a protein of 288 amino acids.
AUGAAGGCAGCACAUGCGCUGAGAAAGGCCAGCGGUUUGCAAGCAAAUAGUUUCAAUUUAUGUUGCCACAAAAAGUCUGCGAAAGUUCAAGUGCGAUUCAGCGCAACAGUGGGAUGUGUAAAGUACAAAAGUUUUGUUCCUGCGGUUGUGAAGAUCCGCCAGUUAGGUUUAGGACCAACAUCGAAAGAUUUCGAGGAGCCGACGCAGAUCACGGGGCCUCUGACAAAGGUGCACGCCACAGAGCUCGUGCUACGCCUGAACGACGAAGAAAGAAAAGCGUUAUACGAUGCCCUGCAGGAGUAUAAAUCUCAGAAGAUCAAAGAGGAAUUUGAAGACAUGUUAGCCGGUCAAAGAUGGAGAAGCAAGCUGGGCCGACCCAGCAAAGUGCCCACUCUGGGCGACGUCGAUCCUACUGGCACCUACUGCCCUGUUCCUGAUGACUGGCUCAAGAAGAAGUAUGCAUCAAAAGUGCCUAAACCAACAACCAGAGAGCUGUUACACUUAUUAUUGGUGAACUCAGUACCUUUUAUUGGCUUUGGCUUCUUGGACAAUUUCAUCAUGAUCAUUGCUGGUGAUAGGAUUGAGAACACUAUGUCAGCGUUCAUAACGAUCUCGACGAUGGCGGCGGCGGCGCUGGGCAACACGUUCAGCGACGUGAUCGGCAUCGGGUCCUCGUACUACGUGGAGCGCGCCGCUGCGCUGCUCGGCAUGAGCGCGCCCGCGCUGUCGCCCGUGCAGCUCGACAUGCCCGUCACUCGCCGCUUCGCUAACAUGGGCCGCGUGUUGGGUAUCACCUUAGGCUGCUUCCUAGGCAUGAUACCAUUGCUCUUCAAGGACGACGAGAAGAUACAAGAUAAAAAAGACUAAACAUGCACUGGCAUUAUAUUAACUUGGAAAACAUCUGUAUGAUCGCCACGGUAACAUAGCAGCUACACAUCUGCAAACGAGAGUUCAGAUGUUUUCCGACUUCUGCAUCACUAGGUAAUUAAGGCACAGAUGUCUUACAAACGUCGACAUACAUCACAAAUUCGCAUAGUAAUUUUUGGCAAGCUUUCGUCUAAGUUUAAGAUAGAACUGCAGCUAUUCAUAAACCCCAAUUUGUCGUUGUUUGCUGCAUUCGCUUCGACAAACCAAUACCUAAUUACGAAAGUAGAAUUCGAUAUACCACACAUAUUAUGAAGAAGGGGCACAUUCAAAACUGCUAUUUAUAGAUAUAAAUUCUAUACAAAUUUUAAGAAAGUCAUUUAGAGUCCUCAGAGCCCGCUAUAUGUAUCGAACAACAAAAUUUUCUAGGAGUACUAUGUGACAAAAAUUUGACAGCUCCUGUUGUUUCGCUUGGCCAACUAUUGUGUAAAUAUUGAGUUUAUUAUGUACUAUAGUAAUUAUUAUGAAACAUGAAAAAAUUAGUUAGACAAUAUCACUCAGUUUUAGGUUAAACAAUCAACUGUUUGACAAUUAACUGAUUUGGUUAAUUCCAAAAGUGCUUACUAGGGAAUAAUCGUUGCUAAUAGCGGGUACUCUGACCUUUAUAUUUCGAAACACGCAUUAAAUGCGACGAGCUAUUUUCCUAUAGUUAGUGUUAAGCGUAACG